AUACGAUGAAAAAAGGAAAGCGUAUGAUGUAGUGAAAAGAGAUCGAGACAGCAAAAUGGACUCACUGAAGCAAGCGAAAGUGCAGUUUGAGCCUCUGCAGAGAAGACUCGACGAGAUUGCAGCAAAGAAAGAAAAAGCUGAUUUACAAAUGAAACAGAAGACGAACAGCCUCAGAGAUUUUGCAACAAAAGCCCAGGCAAAUAGCAAAGAGAUAGAAGCAGCUACUGACAAGCAAAAUGAAAUUCUGGAUGAUUUAAACCUCAAAAAGACGGAGGAAAAUUCAAGAAGAAAAAGAAUUCAAGACCUACAACGACAGGUGGAUGCUCUGCAAUCUGAAUAUCAAAACACAGAUGAGCAGGAAAAUCUACAGGUAUCUUGUGUGCAGUCAAUGUCAUAUUGUGUGUAUGUGUCAACAUCAUUUCUUUGCAACAUCACUUAAUUGAUUUAUCAGAUUGAUGAAUCCAGUCAAAUGUGUAUUAGGAAGCUACACCUGAAAAGUUCAAAAGUGGUCUCUUAUAAAAAGUAUUGAUAGAGAUUAAGAGGAGCAGUUUUGU
Molecule: messenger RNA, 554 nt
Organism: Mizuhopecten yessoensis (Yesso scallop)
Lineage: Eukaryota; Metazoa; Mollusca; Bivalvia; Pectinida; Pectinidae
Exons: 4
Coding region: 56-439 (127 amino acids)
Source: RefSeq, a predicted model, not a curated record